Molecule: messenger RNA, 1256 nt
Organism: Teleopsis dalmanni
Lineage: Eukaryota; Metazoa; Arthropoda; Insecta; Diptera; Diopsidae
Product: protein CDV3 homolog
Exons: 4
Coding region: 175-888 (237 amino acids)
Cellular component (GO): cytoplasm
Source: RefSeq, a predicted model, not a curated record
UUAAUAUCGUAACAAUUUGUUGAAAUAAAAAAAUAUGGUGAAUUCUUUUAAAACGUGUCAGUGUGGCAAUAUUGUUUUAAAUGCCAAUAUAACCAUCUGCUAUCUCUGUUUGUCUUUUGCCAAAUAAUUAAAAAUAAAAUUCAUUCCUUUUGUCGAAAACCAAUUAAUCACAUCAUGGCUGAUUUAGAUGAUUUUUUUGCAAAGAAAGACAAGAAAAAGUCGAAAGCAAAAAAAUUCACUACGGCUGACGAUGUCGUCAAGAACCUAGAGGACACGUCUAAGCGUGAAGUAUCGUUGAAACCUCGCAAACCAGAAAUAUUGCCGCCAGUGGCUGGUAAUUUAGAUGAAAACAAUUCAAAGGAACAGGUUGAAGAACCAACCAACGAAGAAGAAUGGAAAGAAUUUGAGGAGGAAACGCGUAAAGAUUACACAGGUCUAAAAAUUGGCCAACUGACAAUUAAUGAAGAUGAGGAGCAUAGCGUAAGUGAUGGUGAUGAUGACGAAGGGGAUAGUGAUCAAAAUUCCAAUAACGAAUCAUCUAAACGUCACACUGGAGGGCCAUGGAAAAAGGUUAUACCCGCGGAAGAAGUAUUGCAAAUUCCAAUGGAAGUACAGAAACCUGCAAACAAACUUUAUGUGUCUGUUGCUUUUAGACAAGGACCUCCCAAAAUUAAGGCACGCAGUAAAGCUGCACCAGAUAUAACAAAUGCUGAUUUCUUCCCCACAUUAGGUGCUGCACGUCCCGAAGAGCAGCGGAAAAAGAAAAACGAACCUGCGUUCGAAGAGGUUAGACAUGGUGGACGUGUUCAACGCAUACAGGAGCAACAAACAGUUGCACCAGCAAAUGCGUCAAAUAGAUUUCAAUCACUCGAUGAGGAUGACAGCUAGAGUCAGUUUUAUUAUUUGCUGACUGAAGCACUGUCAAUCAUAUGACGUAUUCAAUUUAAUUUAAAUCGUUCGGGUAGCCUGUAUAAAAUUCUAAAUCUGCAUUUUUUUUAUACUGAUUUUAUUUAGUUUAUAUAAUUUAUUUCAGUAUAUGUUUGUUGUUCCUCAAGCGCAUUUUCUGUAAAAAAAAAUAAAUAGUAUUGGCACAAUAUAUAUUAAUAAAACGGCAUGAUUUUCCGUUCUAUAGUGAAACUUGUUAUGAUAUUGAACAUGCGCUAAUCUUCAAGCCAAUUCCCCCAAUUUACUUGUAAGUAGGGAAAUAAACAAGCAUUAGCAUAAAUAAAAAAUUUUUUUAAUUUUCUCAGUUGUAA